Antrostomus carolinensis (chuck-will's-widow) is the source of this 846-nucleotide messenger RNA. RefSeq names its product aldehyde dehydrogenase family 3 member B1. The record is from RefSeq and is a predicted model, not a curated record. Gene Ontology annotation, cellular component: cytoplasm. Gene Ontology annotation, biological process: aldehyde metabolic process. The transcript has 8 exons. The annotation marks the transcript as partial. Lineage: Eukaryota; Metazoa; Chordata; Aves; Caprimulgiformes; Caprimulgidae. Gene Ontology annotation, molecular function: aldehyde dehydrogenase (NAD+) activity; 3-chloroallyl aldehyde dehydrogenase activity.
AUGGGUCUCCUGGUGAUUGAAGGUGAGGAGCUGCUGGCAGAGCCGGACCUCAGCGCUGGUGCUGCUGGUGACACAUCCACAGGUGCUCUGUGUCCCCAGCCAAGCUUUGAAGCUGAGUUCUCUGAGAUCCUCCUCUGCAAGAACGAGCUCCACGAGACCCUGAACAACCUGUCCCGCUGGAUGAAGGACGAGCAGGUGGACAAGAACCUGGUGACCCGGCUGGACUCUGCCUUCAUCCGCAAGGACCCGUACGGGGUGGUGCUCAUCAUCGCGCCCUGGAACUACCCCAUCCACCUCCUCCUGGUGCCCCUCAUCGGGGCCAUCGCUGCAGGGAACUGUGUCAUCAUCAAACCUUCAGAGAUAACCAAGAACACCGAGAGACUCGUGGCUGAAGAGCUGCCCAACUACCUGGACAAGGACUGCUUUGCUGUGGUAACCGCCGGCGUGGAGGAGACCACCAGACUGCUGGAGAACAAGUUUGACUACAUCUUCUUCACUGGCAGCCCUGCUGUGGGGAGGAUCAUAAUGACAGCUGCUGCCAAGCACCUGACACCCGUGACACUGGAGCUGGGGGGCAAGAACCCCUGUUAUGUCUCUGACACCUGUGACGUGCAGAACGUGGCUCGCAGCGGGCGGGUGGCCAUCGGGGGACAGACGGACGAGAAGGAGCGUUACAUCGCUCCCACGGUGCUGGUGGACUUGCAGCCCUCAGAUCCUAUCAUGCAGGAAGAGAUCUUUGGCCCCAUCUUGCCCAUUGUCAUUGUGGCCAACGUGGAAGAAGCCAUUGACUUCAUCAACAGCCGAGAGCGGCCGCUGGCCGUGUACGCCUUCUCCUCUGAGGACAAG